CCUAAGUCAACAAAACAGUAUGCGACAUCCACAAAAAGUCGUCUUCGAGCUCUGUAGACGAUUCGAAGGAAAUGGAGACAUCAGCAUCGAACUCGUUCGCGAAGCCUGCAAUCGUUGAAAAUGACAAGGAUGUGGAAGCAGGUUUGCCGCGAGAGAGAGUUAACGAUGCGAAUCCGCAACCAAACUCCAUGGACCCAAAUAUUGUGGAUUGGGAUGGACCUGACGACCCGGAAAAUCCUCUAAACUGGACGAACAAGAAGAAAUGGGCGAAUGGUGCUCUGCUCGCUGCCAUGACAUUUGUUACACCUUUGGCGUCUUCUAUGUUUGCUCCUGGAGUUGAAGAUGUCUUGAAAGAAUUUCACAGCACUUCUACGCUUCUAGGAUCCUUGGUUGUUUCAGUAUACAUCCUAGGCUACGCCGCAGGCCCCCUAGCCAUAGCUCCCUGCUCCGAAAUGUACGGCCGACUCAUAGUCUAUCAUGUGUCCAAUACCCUCUUCGUUAUCUUCACCAUCGCCUGCGCCGUAAGCUCCAGCCUUAAUAUGCUGAUCGGCUUCCGACUUCUGGCUGGCAUUACAGGUUCGACUGUCAUAACGAUUGGGGGUGGUACGUUCGGGGAUAUGUUCAGCGCGAAGGAGAGAGGCGCUGCGCUCUCCAUCUGGGCUAUGGGUCCUUUGCUUGGGCCUGUGGUUGGUCCCGUGGCAGGAGGGUUUCUGGCAGAAGCUAAGGGGUGGAGAUGGGUAUUUUGGGUUAUUGCUAUUGUGGCAGGUGCACUGACCAUUACAAUGCUCCUCUUUCUCAGAGAAACAUACUCAGUCAGACUCCUCGAACUCAAAACCCGGCGAUUGAGAAAACGGACCGGUAACAAGCUGCUCAAAUCAAAACACGACAAAGGCAUGACACCAAAACGUCUCUUCCAGAGAUCAAUAACCCUACCACUCAGAAUGCUCUUCUUCUCGCCCAUCGUCCUCUUAUUUUCCUUCUACAUGGCCGUCAUAUACGGAUAUCUAUAUCUUUUAUUUACCACUAUCACCGGAGUCUUCGAAGGCGAGUACGGCUUCUCUGACGGUAUCGUCGGGUUAACCUAUCUCGGGAUCGGAAUCGGUAUGCUCCUCGGCCUAGUGAUAUUCGGAAUCGUGGCCAAAGCGACGGUAAAGAGACUUGAAGCAAAGAAAGGGGAAUUAAAACCAGAAUCACGAUUACCGAUCAUGAUUCCAGGCACGUUGUGCAUCCCGGUGGGAUUACUCAUCUACGGUUGGACGGCUGAGUACCAUGUUUUCUGGCUGGUGCCGAUUAUUGGGACUCUGUUCGUUGGGUUUGGACUCAUUACCACUUUUAUGCCAAUCUCUACGUACCUGAUUGACGCGUUCACCAUUUACUCGGCAUCUGCGCUGGCGGCGAAUACGGUGCUGAGAUCUCUGCUUGGAGCUCUAUUGCCAUUGGCGGGUCCGUCAAUGUACUCACGUCUGGGUUUGGGGUGGGGGAACUCGUUGUUGGCGUUCAUUGCCCUGGCGAUGUCUCCACUGCCAGUCCUGUUUUGGAAGUAUGGAGAGCGGGUUAGGACGAACCCCAGAUUUCAGAUCAAGCUUUGAUGAUGGCCAUUUGAGGCUACAUGAUGGAAGCUGGAUGAUUUAAAUCAUGACAUAGAGCUCGUGUGUAAUGCAGGUAAUCAAUAC
This is a messenger RNA of Mollisia scopiformis, 1673 nucleotides long. Its product is annotated as benomyl/methotrexate resistance protein. Bases 72 to 1589 code for a protein of 505 amino acids. The transcript is spliced from 5 exons. The record is from RefSeq and is a predicted model, not a curated record. Gene Ontology annotation, biological process: transmembrane transport. Gene Ontology annotation, molecular function: transmembrane transporter activity. Lineage: Eukaryota; Fungi; Ascomycota; Leotiomycetes; Helotiales; Mollisiaceae.